This is a messenger RNA of Oncorhynchus nerka (sockeye salmon), 3492 nucleotides long. RefSeq names its product endoplasmic reticulum-Golgi intermediate compartment protein 2-like. The transcript has 14 exons. The record is from RefSeq and is a predicted model, not a curated record. NCBI's taxonomy places the organism in Eukaryota, Metazoa, Chordata, Actinopteri, Salmoniformes, Salmonidae. Gene Ontology annotation, biological process: retrograde vesicle-mediated transport, Golgi to endoplasmic reticulum; endoplasmic reticulum to Golgi vesicle-mediated transport. The coding region runs from base 1853 to 2998 and encodes 381 amino acids. Gene Ontology annotation, cellular component: COPII-coated ER to Golgi transport vesicle; membrane; endoplasmic reticulum.
UGAGUCCGAUAAGGUUGACGGCUGUGAUAAAAGAGUUGACUGGGGAAGUUGUCAAUGCUAAAGCGUUAAGAGAUGGUAGUUUGUUUAUGUUCUGUAAGGACAUGACGCAGAGGGAGAAAGCUCUCGGAGUGAAGCAAAUAGGGAAGUGUAAGGUGUUGUCGAGCAGCUGGAGUGAUCAAGCAGGGAAGCAGUGGAUUAAAGGGGUGAUAACAGGAGUGCCUGUGAGUGUUAGCAUUCAAGAGAUAAGGGACAAUUUGACAGGAGGCGUUUUAGUGAAUGUUCAUAGAUUGCGAUCAAUAAGGGGUGGAGUUAGGGCAGAUAGCCCGUCUAUACUGUUACACUUCAAGGACCAGGUACUGCCAAAAUAAAGUAACCAUAGUUCAUAGCUCAUAAUGUGGCAUAUAGUGUGUGUGAGGCUAUGAAGCAGGCAGUAGUGGUGCAACAAGUGAGAGAAGGGUGUCUUAUGUGGAGGUAGUGAGGGUGGUUCAGGUCCAGAGAGAUACAGGUUCAAGAGAGAGAUGGGUAGGAGCAUCUAGAUGGGGAUUACGGGGCAGGUGGGUGACGAUAUGGUAUACAUUGAUAAGAGAAAGCUGGUGACGUUCAUAGCAGCAGUUAUCAACAGCACCCCUGAAGUAAAGUCUAAAACGGAGAAGAUUAAGCGAAUAGUGGGUGCCGCUGGGAGACAUCUGAGUAUGACAGGCUUGACAUGGGAAGAGGUUCAAGAUGACCUCAAUCAGCCGAGGGUGGAGUCCUGUAUUACUGGAUCUUAAUUAUGAUGGUAGUACUACAAUGGAAUGCUCCAUGCCUGUUGGCUAAUGGGCAGGAGUUAAAUAAUAUAAUUGUGGAUAUGCCAGCUAAGCCUGACGUGAUUUGUGUGCAGGAAACAUGACUCAAACCGAAUGUGGAGUUUAUAACACAUAGGGCCCGAGGUGCAGGGGGAAGGGGUGAUGUGCCACCUUCAUAAAGCAAGGACUUCCAUACAGGAUGCUAGGUAAAGGUAUUGAACAGGAAUAUGUGGUGGUGGCAGUGUGGUUGAGAGGAGAGAUGGUAGUGAACUACUAUAAUACGUGUCAGGUAUUAGACCUAGAAGAGUUGGAGAUGGUGGAGGGCCAGGAUAGAAGUAAGGUAACAUGUGGGGAUUUUAAUGUCCACAACACGCUCUGGGGGUGGAUGGAUGGAUGGAAAUGGCCAGGUGAUGGAAAAUCUGAUAGAAGUUAAAGAUCUGGUGUGCCUGAAUGAUGGCCCAGGGGCCAGGAUUGAUGUAGUUACAGGGAAAGAGUUUGGAUUGGACCUCUCGGGUAUCUAGUGUGAUGACCGGAAUCUGUGAUUGGGAGGAGUUGACAGUAGGGAGUGAUCAUUACCCAAUAGUAUGCACAGUAGGCCAGAGGGAGGAGGAGGUGUCAGUGGUAGGCAGGUGGGUGUUUGAAAGGGCAAAGUGGGAUCAGUUUCAGGAGUUAAGUGAGCGGGUGAUGGCUCGGGUGGAUUUGAGAGGGGAAGUGGAUAGUAUGAAUAAUUGGGUGAGAACAGCGUUAGUGGGGAAAGCUACUGAGGCUAUACCUAAGAGUUCAGGGAGGAGGAGGAAAGCAGUCCCGUGGAGGACAAUGGAGUGUGGGCAAUGGUGAGGAGUAGGAACAGGGCAUUUAGAGUAGAGGUCGACCGAUUAAUCGACAUGGCCGAUUAAUUAGGGACGAUUUGAAGUUUUCAUAACAAUUGGUAAUCUGCAUUUUUGGAUGCCGAUUACAUUGCACUCCACGAGGAGACUGCGUGGCAGGCUGACCACCUGUUACGCGAGUGCAGGAAGGAGCCAAGAUUUAAUGCAUGAGGGAUCCAGUGGACGCUUGCCCCAAACAAGAUGAGGAGACUAGUGUCCCGGAAGAAGGCUCUAACCCUGGUGAAGGAGCUGGAUGCAUUCCCCAAGGUUCCAGAGAGCUAUGUGGAAACCACAGCCAGUGGGGGAACAGUGUCCCUGAUAGCCUUCACAGCCAUGGCUCUGCUGGCUUUCCUUGAGUUCUUUGUGUAUCGAGACACGUGGAUGCAGUAUGAGUAUGAAGUUGAUAAAGACUUCUCCAGUAAAUUAAGAAUAAACAUAGACAUCACAGUUGCCAUGAGGUGUCAAUUUGUAGGUGCAGAUGUCCUAGACUUGGCAGAGACCAUGGUAGCUUCAGAUGGCCUACAUUAUGAGCCAGUCACCUUUGACCUCUCUCCUCAGCAAAGGCUGUGGCACAGAACUCUGCUGAUGAUCCAGGACCGCCUUAGGGAGGAACACUCGCUGCAGGAUGUGAUCUUCAAGACCGUCCUGAAAGGAUCCCCCACCGCCCUUCCUCCCAGAGAGGACAGCCCCUCCCAGUCGCCUGCGGCCUGCAGGAUACACGGCCAUCUUUAUGUCAACAAGGUGGCUGGCAACUUCCACAUCACUGUGGGCAAGGCUAUCCCACAUCCUAGAGGCCACGCCCAUCUAGCGGCCCUCGUCAGCCACGAUACGUACAACUUCUCCCAUCGCAUCGACCACCUGUCGUUCGGAGAGGAGAUCCCAGGGAUCAUCAACCCUCUGGACGGGACAGAGAAAGUCUGCACUGACCAUAAUCAGAUGUUUCAGUACUUCAUCACCAUAGUGCCCACCAAACUGAACACCUACCAGAUCUCAGCAGACACAAACCAGUACUCUGUCACCGAAAGGGAGCGGGUGAUCAACCACGCGGUGGGCAGCCACGGAGUAUCUGGGAUCUUUAUGAAGUAUGAUAUCAGCUCGUUGAUGGUGAAAGUCACCGAGCAGCACAUGCCCCUGUGGAGGUUCCUUGUCAGGCUUUGUGGCAUCAUCGGAGGCAUUUUCUCCACCACAGGUAUGAUCCAUGGAAUGGUGGGCUUCUUGGUGGACGUCAUCUGCUGUCGCCUCCAACUAGGAGUCUACAAACCCCGGGAGAUGGGCCUGCUGGACGACCAUGUAAAAAACGAAGCCCCUGCCCCACCCCUGGAAGCUACAGAAAACCACACCCACUGACAGGACUCCCUAGGGCAGGGAUUAUCAACUAGAUCAGGGCUCUCCAACCCUGUUCCUUGAGAGCUAUCCUCCUGUAGGUUUUCGCUCCAACCCCAGUUAACUGAUCUGGUUCAGCUUUUCAACAACUAAUUAUUAAGAAUCGGGUGCGCUAGAUUAGGGUUGGGGCAAAAAUCUACAGGAAGGUUUUUCUUUUUCUUGAGCGGAUGGUCAGGGGGCGGGAACAUAAUUGUAAAUUGACCUGAAUAAUAAUCAUUUUAAACCUCGCUUACGAUCACAUAUCUCUCUAUAAUGCGUGGGAAUACUUUGGAACUUAUUUUUUUCAAAAUUAAAAUGACUUGAAGCUGAUUUUCUGGUGUUUUUACAGUCAUUUUGUCCCAAAAAAUAUUGGGGGAGGGGGACAAAUAAAAUCCCUCGUGUGAAUUGGAUCCCAAUUCAUGGUUGCCAAGAAAGCCAGGUUUCCCCCACCAAAAAAAACAAUAAAGAAAAUAAAUCAA